Clupea harengus (Atlantic herring) is the source of this 5796-nucleotide messenger RNA. RefSeq names its product alkaline ceramidase 3 (gene acer3). The record is from RefSeq and is a predicted model, not a curated record. Gene Ontology annotation, biological process: phytosphingosine biosynthetic process; ceramide metabolic process. Lineage: Eukaryota; Metazoa; Chordata; Actinopteri; Clupeiformes; Clupeidae. Gene Ontology annotation, cellular component: endoplasmic reticulum membrane. Gene Ontology annotation, molecular function: N-acylsphingosine amidohydrolase activity.
ACAACUAGGUGACAGUGUCACGGCGACACGGUACGUAUGCCCUAUAGUACAAGGUACGUUUCUUAUCGGUCCUCGUCACAAUGGUUGCAGAUCUGGUCCUUCCGGCUGAGUUACAGCAUAUCAGCAAGAUCUAAGGGGGAGAUAUCAGAUGUCUACGGCAUGGGGAAAUGGCAAGUAUAGCCUGAAGUCUGGGGGAUAGAAAAUAAAGAGGAAGUUUUACAGAAAUCAUUUCUGUAAUGGGUUAAUGGGAGCGCUCGCUUGCCACUUGCAUAAGAUCUGAACUACACCGAGAAACGAAUCAGUUAACGUUUUGACAUUGCACUUGAUUUUCUGUCUGUUAUCUUGUCCACCUUUCCGAAAGGCAUUACUUACAUAAUCUUUUGCAGAUGCAAAACUGUGGGAUUUGCUAUUCGUCAGCAUGUGGGAUCACACCUGCCUUUGCAUUCAGGUUGUGACGGCGUGGAGUUAGAAAUCCGUUAGGCUACUGUGAAGAUCCAGCCCCUCCCUCCCUCAAAAACAGCUUUCUUUAUCAUCAUGGCUCCUUCGAUGGACAGGCUAGGAUACUGGGGAAAGCCAACAUCUACACUUGACUGGUGUGAAGAGAACUAUGUCGUGUCAUUCUACAUCGCAGAAUUCUGGAACACUGUCAGUAACCUGAUUAUGAUCCUUCCACCGAUUUAUGGGGCCUUACAGACAUUCAGAAAUGGCCUAGAGAUGCGCUACGUCUGCUCAUUCCUGGGACUGGCAGCGGUUGGCGUUGGUUCCUGGUGCUUCCAUAUGACACUGAAGUAUGAGAUGCAGUUACUGGAUGAGUUGCCCAUGAUCUACAGCUGCUGUGUCUUUGUAUACUGUUUAUAUGACUGCUUCAAGCAAGAGAAUACCAUUAGUUAUCUCCCAAUUAGCCUUUUGCUAUCCUUCAGUAUUGCAGUAAGUUUGGUUUACUUGCAAUUGAAAGAGCCUAUUUUUCAUCAGGUCAUGUAUGGGGCUCUUGUAGCUUGCUUAGUUCUGCGGUCUAUUUUCAUAGUUACAUGGGUCUACCCGUGGCUGAGACCGCUAUGCUACACAUCCCUGGGGGCCUUCCUGCUGGGAUUUGUGUUAUGGAACAUUGAUAAUCUUCUCUGUGACUCACUGAGGGCCUCGCGCAGAGCGCUGCCUCCUGUGGUCGGAGGUGUAAUGCAGUUCCACGCCUGGUGGCAUAUUCUCACAGGACUUGGCUCAUACCUGCACAUUCUCUUCAGCCUCCAGAUUAGAUCGACCUACCUCAAGCACAGACCAAACGUAAAGUUUUUAUAUGGUUUCUGGCCAACACUGCACAUUGAGUCCCCGAAGACAGCCUGAGGAGGAGCAAGGGACGGCAGAUAACGGCUACCAGCCACCAGCCUCGGAGUGAGGGUCUGCUCUGAGCUCCUGGACACAUCCCCGGAGAACACAGCCUGAGGUUGGAGGCCCCAGUCCCAGUCUUCCUUCUUCAUUUUGCCAUAGUGUUCAGAAGACAACGUUAUUAUAAAAUGGGACUGUGCAACUUUCAUCAUAUUUGUAAAUUUUAGUUGUUUUUUGGUUGUUAUUGUUUUACGGGGGUUUUGAGGUGACGUGAUCAGCUUUGGUUUUGUAUUUAUUUGCUUUGUUUUUCAAUAGGUUCAAUACAUUGAAACUCAGACUGAAGAGAACUUUACCUCAGAUAGUAUUCAAUUCAGGCACAGAUUUUGUUUUAGAAUCUGCAAGAAAGGUUGUUUAAAAAGAACGCCAUAAUCCAUUUGCCAGUAACGUUUUAAAGUCUCUUAAUAUUUAUGGUAGAUCACCAUCAAAGUCAUUACCUUCACUGGAACAUUUAUUCAUACAUAAUUGUCUGAAGGUCGGAAUGAAGUUGCUAGUAAGGACUUUCCAUAUAGAUGGAUGCAGAGUGAAGUAUAGAUGUUGCAUUGAAUCAUUUUUAUGUUAGGCUUUUUGUCAUUUACAGUGUCAUUUCCUGAUUUGACUUUACUAAACUGAAAAACAGUCAAGAAAAAACAACCAUGGAGUUUGUUGGUCAUCAAACUCUAUUUCUUUUAAAGAGACAGCAGGUCCUGCCAAUUCCGGAUGUAAGAAUUUGAAAGAGUGAAAAAAAAAAAAAUCCCAUGUGAAAUCUCUUUUCAUUAUAGGCUGAUGUAUCGUACAUUUUUUUUUCUCAAUGAGUAAUUGAUACUUUUGGUAAGCAGAUGGACUUCAUGAUGAAUAUAAAGUUCAGGCUUUUGUGUUGGCCCUGAAUCACAGCAGCACUUAUGCACUGUUUAAGAGGCCAGUUCUGUUAACAACAACUUAACCAUUUGGGUUUGUGUUGUACUUUAAUUUGACAUAUUUUAAAGAUGCAGUGUGUAAGAUUUAAUGAUAAAGGUCUGGUAUUUAGCAGACACUUUUAGUGCCAUCUAGCAGAGAGGUUGCAGAUUGCAACCAACUGAAUACCCCCUUUCUUUCCAAGUGUGUAGGAGCACCUAUGGUGGCCAUCAGGUGCCAUAAACACAUAAGGCCCUGUCUAAAGCCUGUGUUUUGGUUUGUCCGUUUUUGGCUACUGCAGAAACAUGGCGGCAUAAAUGGAAAACACCCUGCUCCUUAUGCUCAUUCUAGCGAACGAAAACACCCUGCUCCUUAUGCUCAUUCUAGCGAACGAAAACACGACUUGUAGUUAAAGGUGAUGAUACAGUAAUGAAAAUAUAAUCAUGAAUACUAUAUUCCAUUUCUGCUAAUAGGUCACCCUGAAUCCAACACACUACACAUUUAAGUAGUAUUCAGAUUACUCAGUCUGACAUUAACCCACAUCCAGCUCACAACUUCGUAUUUACAGCCCAUAAAUUCUUAACAUGUAUGCCAUAUAGUGUGACCCAGUUGUUAAUUAAUCACUAAGUGUGAUUUAUCAUACUAUUAUGACCAACCAUCUUCAUUUUCUUUUUCCAUUUUCAAAUCUGGCCUAUGCUUAACAGGCAUAUGCAGCACCUAUCCUAGUUUAAAAUGAUCGAUAAACCGAUGUAUUGGUGGUUGAUUGCAGGGUAUUCCAUCAAUUACAGAACAUCCUCCAUCAUGUUUGCGUGUCUGGUUCUGUAUAACGUUUUUGUUUCCCGAUUUGGCCCAGGUCUUGCACUGAUCUAGGAGGUCUGUCCAAGGCCAACGGCCACUGGCGUCUUACGUGCGUCAAGACACGCUUCUAGCUCUGUUUAUCGGGGCAGUGCCCACUGGCGGCAUGACGCACAUCAACGUAAGAGUGUAGAACACUCUACUUCUAUUUCCUGAGCGCCAGGUCCAUGGAAAUGCCUUGGUUUUGAAUUCAAUCCAGGGAUUUUUACUGUCUUCAGCAGUUUUAGCCGACUUUUAUGGCAUUGUGGGUUAAAAGCAUGACUUUUCUUUCCUCAGCAACCGUUGACACUAGUAAACAAAACUAAUGUUACCCAGCUUAUAUAGCAAGAACUAAGCUAAUAAAAAAUUAUGACUCAAUGACAUAUCUAUCUAGCCACAGUAAAUUUAAAUUGCACAGGAACACUGUUUCUAUCAUUGUUCUGCUUUAAUCUAUCGCUUAAGAAAUGAAUGAUAUUAAAUAGCCGAUGAAUAUUAUCUCUUCUGCAUAGUAUAGAUCAAGUCUUUAUACCAACAAAGUCAUGUAGGCGCAGCCUACCCACCAAUUACAUGGUCAGUUACAUAGUACAACGCUAUGCUUCCGCCGACCGGAACAGCAGUGUCCAGCCCACCUUUAAAGUGCACAGCUCCAGAUUCUCCAGCCAUGCAUCCCCUUUACCUUUACCUCAAUAACUGUAAAGUAACUGAAGGAAAUUACUGUUUAUACAGUCAAAAGUUUUAGCUUUCUCUUCUCCCAGUCUCGGGCGUAGCACCCCAUUGGGUGCCUGUAGUCGCCUGGCCUACCAUGUGGUGCUGGGGUGGGCACUCAAGACAGAGCACCUUGUUCAACUACAGGUGCUGAGUGGGGUGCCACGUCAGAGAUGGGGAGAUCAGAAAAGCAAUUUUCUACAGUUUCUUUACAGUUAUUGAGGCACACAGACAAAGGUGUAUCUCUUUAGGGAUCAUUUUCAUGUUGCCAGACACUUGUAAGAACAUUUACGAGCCUGUCAGUGGGGAAAACAAGCGGUUUGCUUUGACGUGCUGGUUUUUCUCAUCGGAUUCCUUUGUAUAGCUUAGUUUUAGUGUUCUAACUCGAUACUGCACUGAUUUUGAUAAUUUGCAGUUAUAAAUUCUAGUAAAAAUGCAAGGGCUCCUUCAACGAGAUUGUUGUUUGCAAACCGAUGGAAACUCUUUGUUUCUGGUGUGAUGCCUCAGGGACUUCACCAACAUGCUGUUCGGUGCCUUUAGUGCUGAGGUUUAUUCAACAGCUUCUGCCAGCUAUUUCUGCCAGGCAUGAAAAAAUGGAGGGUUUAACUAUCAGUUCACACUGGUAGUCUGAUCCAUAGUUUUCUUAAAGGUUCCCAGCGCCUUUGCCCACACAGAGCCCGUCACAGCCCCCAGUGGGCCUGACACUGACGACCCCUCCGCCCUGCCCAACAUGGCUGGCAGCGGGCGAGAGCUUGUGGCUCUCAGUGGCAUGUGACCAUAUGAAGGAAGUGGUACACCGAGGUUUUAGUGUCAUUUUCUUUGCUUUCCAUUGUGAAAUUUUUGCAUCUAGAAGAAGUCGCUGGAAUGGACUAUUUCACUACGCGACACUAAAAGACCAUAAAUGUAUUGUACAAAAUAUGUACAAAAAUGACUAGAACCAUCUUUGGAAUCAUACCAAAUUGUAAUGCAGGUGACACAUGUCCAUAUUCGGCUGACCUCGUGAAUAUAUGCGCAAGUAUAUUUCAAAGAAAUCUAUAGAUACAGACCAUGUAUUAGAAAUGCUUUACAUUAAGGUUUAUGAACAUUAGAAAAUGUAUUAGUUAACAUCAACUAACCAUGAUCUUCAGUGUUGUUAAAUCAAGAAAUGUACUAUACGGGACCUCAUGGGUUGUUUAUAUUAACAAAACACUUUAAAUCCAGGAACUCCCAGCUAAAUCAGUCAUUGUAUUACUUAGCGUGAAGGAGCCAUAAACGUUAGCAUUCACAAACAUUCAGUAAUGCAACUUAGUGUACUUCUUUACUGAUGUUAACUACUAGUGUAUGCGUGUUAAUCAACAGCAUCUUAACGUAAAGUAUUAGAUUUGUAUUGUGGACUACUUGAACUGCCAUGACCAUAUUUUUAUCCCAGCAAAACUGAAUGAUUAAUCGUUAAAUUCUACAAUAUUAGAUAUGGUCACUCCUGAAACUGAUGUCAUAUAAGCACAAUUGUUUAAUUGCCAAUUGCAAUUGUAACUGCUCAAAGUUAGUCAAGUUUUCGGACAUUAUUAAAGUCUCUCUCUCUUUUGUCCUGUUUGAUGCUGCUUCAGCCGACCGUGAAGCAUUGUGUCGUCAUUAAUGUUUAGGGUGCCUUAGUUCCCAGAAUGCAGUAGGCUCAGAAACAGGUUUGUCCCCGCUUGGUGGAUCUGUACCAGGUCUGUGCCAGGUCUGCCUCAGGGUUCGCUACCGUAUGGGUUUUCACCCCGGGUGUAAAUCCAUGUUGCCUUGUUGUUCAGAUAUCAUGCAGACUCUUUUACGUUCAGCCCACCGGUGUUGCAGAGGACAGUUUGUUCCUGAGAAUGAAGUGAAGUGUGGAGAAGGCAUACCGGUCCACUGUGAUUUCUGCUGUAGCAUGUUCCUGCCAAGGCAUACCUGUGUGUCGUAUUACCAUGUGAUUUGUGAGGUUGUGAGAAAAAUAAUAAAACAUUUUGUGCUGUUGCAGUUUAUGCUAUUAAAAGGUUUUAAAAACGA